Messenger RNA from Papilio xuthus (Asian swallowtail), 2400 nucleotides. RefSeq names its product T-box transcription factor TBX20. Gene Ontology annotation, biological process: positive regulation of DNA-templated transcription; cell fate specification; regulation of transcription by RNA polymerase II. The transcript is spliced from 7 exons. Gene Ontology annotation, molecular function: DNA-binding transcription factor activity, RNA polymerase II-specific; RNA polymerase II cis-regulatory region sequence-specific DNA binding. The record is from RefSeq and is a predicted model, not a curated record. Gene Ontology annotation, cellular component: nucleus; chromatin. The coding region runs from base 235 to 1800 and encodes 521 amino acids. Lineage: Eukaryota; Metazoa; Arthropoda; Insecta; Lepidoptera; Papilionidae.
CCGUCGCAUCGCUCCCACGCUCACCACGACGCCGAGCGCGCGGAAAAAGUUUAUCAUUCACACGAAACUUACGAUCGCGCAAACAACCCUACUAAAUACAACACCCUCUAAGAAAUAAAACGUGUUCUUAGUAAAACAACUUAUUGUGUUAAAUAUUACAUUUUGAGUAACUUUUCCUAGUAGUGUCGUAGUCUUAUUUGAUUAGGCGGUAGAUGAUGUCCAUUUGUGGCGUAGAUGGGAUGUCCGGACGGUGACAGAUCUUGGGGCAGACUGGGUGCGAACGGCGAGGGUACAAGCGGGCUGGGUGCUCGUGCCGCCGACUGGAUGCUGCUACAGCGCGAGGGCCGGGAGCGGCCACCGGCCAUGGAGGAGGACUGCUCGGCGCGGCCCUGCGCCACCGACUUCUCCAUCGCCGCUAUCAUGGCACGGGACCGACAGGAGAGACGAGAGAGGCGAAGGCAUAGGGACCCCAGGGAGGACACCCUCACUCCACUUGAAAAGUUUGUGGACGCCACAGCGUCAGCAUCGGGGUCACCGUCUCCGCCGUUAGCGGAGUACGAACGAGAUUCCCCAGUGGACGUAUCCUCGACGUCUGAGGCUGGGUCCGCUAGCGGAGCGCCCGGCGGCUCGCGAGCCUUAUCGCCAGCGCCCCGCAACCCUCAGCUUACUGAGAGGUGCUCCAGCGACGAGAUGAAACAUAUACAGUGCCACCUCGAGACCAAAGAACUUUGGGAUAAAUUCAAUGAACUAGGCACCGAGAUGAUCAUCACCAAAACUGGAAGACGCAUGUUUCCGACGGUGCGCGUGUCAUUCGCGGGAUGUCGCGCGGAGGCGCGCUACGCCGUGCUUUUAGACGUGGUGCCGGUGGACGGCAAGCGGUACCGCUACGCCUACCAUCGAUCCUCAUGGCUGGUGGCCGGGAAAGCGGACCCGCCCGCGCCUGCACGUCUCUACCCGCACCCAGACUCACCCUUCGCCGGCGAUCAGCUACGCAAACAAGUCGUAUCUUUCGAGAAGGUCAAGCUUACCAAUAACGAAAUGGACAAAAACGGACAGUUGGUGUUAAAUUCAAUGCACAAGUACCAGCCACGCAUCCACCUUGUGUUGCGGCGGGAGGGCGCCAUCAACGCGCCCAUCGUGGACCUUGAGCAGGAGGAGUUCAAAACGUUCAUCUUUCCCGAGUGCGUGUUCACUGCGGUCACCGCCUAUCAAAAUCAACUGAUAACAAAAUUGAAAAUCGACAGUAAUCCGUUCGCCAAGGGGUUCAGGGACUCUUCACGUCUCACUGAAUUCGAGAGAUUCUAUAUCACGGGCGAGCACGAACGAACAUCGGUCUUCGAUGACGCGCGCUACGGCGCCGCCAACCCUAGGGAGACGAUGGAGUCAAUGCUUGCGGAGCAGCAUUACCUUCGCUCUCCGCUGCGGCCGUUCGACCUGGACCAGCAUAACAAUAAUUUGACGCUAGAAGAAAAAGCUAUCUUGGCUGCUCGUUCGCAACUGUUUCUUCGAGCCGCGUAUCCGUUGUACGGCGUGCCGGCAGCGGCACUGUGGGGCCAGUGGGCGUGCCUCGCCCCGCAGCUCCUCGCCCAGCAGCACCUGGCCUCAGGCUCUGGUCUGCAGCUACCCCGGCCAGUAUACCCGGGCGGCAUGCCCGCGGGCCUGGCGCAGCACCGCUUCUCGCCGUACCCGCCGCGGCGUGCCUCGCCCGGCUCCUCGCCGGACUCGCUGCGCGAUGCCAGCCCGCACCCCUUGCCACCGCACACCCCGCACGCACCGCACCCCCCACACAGCCCCACUUAGUGACGGCCCACCGAUUAAGCUUGAGGAUCUCUUAUAAAUACGUUAUAGAUUACUGGUAUUAUUUAUAUAAAACUUUAGAAGCAAAGUGAUACGUGAGUGUUAUUGACGGACGGAUUGUUCGAUGGAGAUGAACGAAUUUACGUGUUUUCGAUAUCGAAUAAUUGAGUGAUAAUAUGAACUGUUGAUGCUGUGUUGCGAUCUUUGAUUUGUAUUAUAGUGUAUAAAUUAUUUAAAACAAAUUAGUAUAUUGAUGUAAUAAUCGUUACUGUAAGUUGUAUCGUUUUAUGUUCCUAAUGUUUUAUCUCGUCGCUUUGGGCGUCGCAUCGGCAGCAGUAGCAGGCUAGGGUUGAGGUAUAACAAUCUCUACAUGGGUGAAUUAGUUGGCACCACUUCGGCAUACACAAAUCUGUUCGUUUGGUUUGGUUAAAAAACUUUUGAUAUGUGCAAUAAAAGAGACAAAAGCGUAAUGUUAUAGACAAUUUAGCGUCUGUGUUAAGAUGUAUUAUUAAAUUGUAGAGAAUAUAUUCCUUGUCUGUGUUUCCUGAGGUUUAUUACACCUGGCUUAGAGUAAAGUUGAUACGGACACAUAGAUGUACCUAC